This is a messenger RNA of Oryza sativa Japonica Group (Japanese rice), 1045 nucleotides long. NCBI's taxonomy places the organism in Eukaryota, Viridiplantae, Streptophyta, Magnoliopsida, Poales, Poaceae. The record is from RefSeq and is a predicted model, not a curated record.
UAGCUUCUAACCCUAGUCAACGUCAACCCUCCCCUUCCCCACAUUUCUCCAAUCUCCACCUCCACCGCGCCGCCGCCGCCGCUCCAGAGUCCAACGCGCGCGCCGCCGGCCGCCGCCUCCCCUUGCGCCGUCGCGCGGGCUCGGUCCCGUCCCCAACCGUCGACGAGCGCGCGCCGCCGGCCGCCGCCUCCCCUCGCGCAGUCGCGCGGGCGCGCUCCCGUCCCCACGAAACCUUAUCUCUCUCUCUCUCUCUCUCUCCCACGAACGCGACGACUUCGAUCUCAACCCCACCCCAUGGCUAGCGACGAGCUCCCCGUGGCGGCAGCGGCAACCGAGGAGGAGGACCUCGUGGAGAUCCUCGACGAGGGGUCAGGCCGGCUCGACAUCGCACGGUACGUGGACCACGUCCGCGACCUGGCGGCGGGCGCCAUCGCCACGUUCGAGGGCACCACCCGCGACAGCUUCGAGGGGAGGCGGGUGGUGGAGCUCCGGUACGAGGCGUACGGGGCCAUGGCGCGGCGCCGGCUCGCGGCCAUCCUCCGGGAGGCCCGCGCCGCCCACUCGCUGCGGCGGCUCGCCGUGGCGCACCGCCUCGGGACGGUCCCCGCCGGCGAGGCGAGCGUGUUCGUGGCGGCGUCCGCGGUGCACCGCGCCGACGCGAUGGAGGCGUGCCGCUACGUCAUCGACGAGGUCAAAGCGUCCGUGCCCAUCUGGAAGAAGGAGGUGUACGACGACGGCGAGGUCUGGAAGGAGAACCGCGAGUUCCUCGACCGCACCACCACCGACGGCACCACCGCGUCGUCGCCGGCGCCGGCGACGCGGCCGGCGAAGGGCGGCGGUUGCUGCGGCCGCAAGGUGAGAGUCAACGAGAGCUGAUGCCAACCGCCGGAUCGCAAUCGGACGGACGUGGUUUUUUUUAUUUUUUUAUUUUAAAGAGAAGAGAAGGAACUACUUGUAUCAUGUGAUUGUGUAACCGGAAAUUAAAUUCCGUGAGAAAAUAAUGAAACACGCAAUGUCUAAAUUUAAAUUUCAGAAGCAAAUUCCA